AUGCUAAGUGCUUCGUUCAAACAGUCAUUUGCUCAUAAAGAUGCAAUGAUUGCAUUGUAUAGAUCACUUAUACGACAUACGAAUAGAGUAUCAACUCUAAAGAUAGAACAAUCCAAUGAUGCAUUUUCCAAAGAUAUCCAAACAGAAUUAUUCAAGGCUAAUAUAGACCGCAAAUUAUACAUGAAGCUUUUAAAGUCAGAGUUGCUUUAUAUCAUACAAGACGAAUUUAGAACCAAAAAUAAGGGAAAGGUAGAUAAUCCCAAUAAAUUGAGAGAAAGAAUAGUCGCAGGAUUGGAGCUUCAAAAUAACUUAGAAAAUAUAGAGAAUAAUAAAACGGCAAGCAUUAAUUUGAUAGAGAAAUUGGUAGAAUAUCGCCUGCAGAAACUACAUGAACAAAAUUGGAGGGCUGAAUAUUUAAAAGAUCCUGGCGAAAUAGAUAAGAACAAGAACAAGGACAAGCCCGCACUCUUUUUGAAGCAAAUUGCAUCGAAGUCAAAGAAACCUCCAUCGCCUUUACGGGGAUUUAAGAACCUUUCCCUGAAAGAAAAAGAGAAUCGGAUUAAAAAGGAAUUGUUAAAUUGUGAAGAGAAUACGCAGAAAUUGCUUCGUCGUUAUUUGAAAAAGUUACAGACUAACCAUGAAAUACCUACACCUCAUUUAUUACCGUACACACCUGAAAGUGCAUUAUUACCCGUAGAAGAGACAGUUUCUACAUCAAUUUCAAUUCCUGGUUCUACCCGCAAGUCAUCCAUCGCAUACGCAUAUGAUCUCGAAUAUAUAAAUGGUAUAGUGAAACCGGGGAUGGAAUUUGAUAUCAAUAAGUAUCACUAUCUUGAACAUUUACAAUCUAUAGUGAACGAAAAAGGCCCAUUCAAAGUUCAGAUACAAUUGACCGAAGCAGGGCCAGUAUCAAUUCCGUAUAUUAGAAUGCCAUAUCCAAGACUCAACCAACUAAAAGAAGUGGCGCUAGAUAUUAAGAAAAUGAUGCGACUAGUGAGACUCAAAACGGUAUGGAACGCAUCGGGAAAUGAUGUCAGCAUCACUGAACCACAAUUUUCUGAUGGUAGUUAUAGUGUACGGGGUAGCAAUGGGUUUGGCGACGAUGAGAGACUUCAUCCAAAAACCUACUACGAUCUGUUGGCAAAAGGAGAAGGUUUGUGGGAAUAUUUGAUAGAUAGAUCGGUACAAAAUGACUGUGAUAGAGAUGUGGCAUCAUAUGUUAAGGAAUGGUCGAAUUCAUUAGACGACGCGACUGAUAUUGUCAACGAGAGACUAACCUCGUAUUAUCUAAAAUACAACAAAUUGAAAUCGUCAAAAUCUCCAUUAUUACAAGAACAAAAGAUAUUGCAGCGUCAAAUGAACGAGCAUUAUAAUGAACAAUUGAACAGAUAUAUGCAUAUUAUAAAAUUAAUAGAGGAUAAUAAAGUGUUUAGACACUCAGAAAUUGUUAAUCCGGAUACAGUAACGAAAACCUAUAACGAUUAUAUAAUAGAAAAUGAUUCAAGAAAGACAAAGAAAAAUCAGAGAGGAAUGCCAAGUCUAGAGAGAAUUGGUAUGGGCAAGCAUUUAGGAGAUUAUUUAGAUGAUGUGGGUUAUCAUAAUUUCAAGCUUGGUGUAAAUUUCGAUAAAAAGCUAAAAUUUUAG
Molecule: messenger RNA, 1644 nt
Organism: Debaryomyces hansenii CBS767
Lineage: Eukaryota; Fungi; Ascomycota; Pichiomycetes; Serinales; Debaryomycetaceae
Exons: 1
Coding region: 1-1644 (547 amino acids)
Source: RefSeq, a predicted model, not a curated record